Molecule: messenger RNA, 1356 nt
Organism: Rhizophagus irregularis DAOM 181602=DAOM 197198
Lineage: Eukaryota; Fungi; Glomeromycota; Glomeromycetes; Glomerales; Glomeraceae
Source: RefSeq, a predicted model, not a curated record
AUGUGGCUAGUUAAGUCUGCAUCAGCUUUUGAAAAUUGUGUUGCCAUUGUUAAAUGUAUACGAUCUAACACAUCAUACGCGUUAAGACUUCGUGAAUCCGAAAUAAAAAAUAAACAACUUCAGUCUGAAAAUAUUGGACUAAGAGUUACUGUUGCGCAAUUAAGAGCAAAGGUUGAAAAGCUUAGGUGCCAAAGAGCGAAAACGAAUGACAACUUCAAAGAAAGUGUUAAGUCUGCAAAUGACAAAAUUAUCGCUUUGGUUCAACAAUUACAAAGUGCUGCAGACUCUUUAAACACCAUCGUGGACCCUGAAUCAGCUCGAGGCUCCAGUUUCAUUUCCGAUGGUUCGUCAAUAUUAAGUUCUUCAAUUGAUCUACCAAAUGGUGGUCUCUAUGCUACAAACGGAAUUCAAUAUCCUGAUACAGACACUACAGAGAUGAAUAUGCAUAAAAAGAAGUCUAUUAAUUCGUUGACCGCUUACCGGAAUGAACCAAAAGACUUGAUCCCAAUCAAUGAGCAAGAAGAUCCAGAAUCUUUAAUUUCCGCAUCAAAUUCGCAUAAACUCGAGCAAGACGGAGAUGAAUAUCUGUCAGAAAAAGCUGAAAGAGUUCAGGCAAAGAUUCCUCAAGAGGAGCAGCAGAGGGAUGAAUCACCAUCAAAAAAGAAAUUGAGGCGUGCUAAGAAUGGUAAUGAUUUACUACCAUUACGAGAAAAGGAUUCUAACUUGGAAGUAAUAUUUGCAAAAAAGGAAACCAAUUUCAAGCAACAAGAGGCUGAGCAACACACCGAAGGAAAAUAUUUAUCCGUGGAUGUCGAAACGGAUCAACUUUGCCAAAUGAGUAAAAUUCAAGAUUAUACCCAUGAAUCGAAAGAAAGUGUUGAAUCUACUACAUUUCUGCAUGUAAAUAGAACAUCUCCAUCUCAGGUAGUCUCAUGUAAUCCUCACGCGGUAGCAAGUUAUGAAAAAAGAUUUACUAAUUCUUCAUCUAUCGGUAUUACAAAGCAUCAGCUACAAAGUGUGGCAGAAAAGGGUAAACCAGGUGUUUUGACCCCGUCCCAAACGAUAAUGUCCAAUACAAGUUCAAUAAACAGAAACGAGAGACCUUUUCAAGAAGAAUCUUAUGAGAUUAAUAACUUAAAACUAGUAGAACAAAAUAUGGAAAUAUCGGAAAAACAUAAUAAAAGGCAAACAAGAGAAUUUGUGACAGGGAUGAUAAAUGAAGGAGAAUCUCUGGGAAGAAAAAGAUCCAGAAUAAAUUAUGCGGAACCAAAUCUUCGCAGCAAACUACGUAAAGGGGAUCCACAUACCUAUACCUUAAAAACAAAUUCUCAGAAUAAAGGUUUACGAUCACCUUAG